AUGUGCGCCGCCGAGGUGGACCACCACGUAGCCCGGAGAUACCUGCUCAAGCGGCGACUCGGGAAGGGGGCCUAUGGCAUUGUGUGGAAGGCGGUGGAUCGGAGGACUGGUAAGGUCGUUGCCAUCAAGAAAAUCUUUGAUGCCUUUAGAGAUAAGACAGAUGCUCAGAGAACGUUCCGGGAAAUCACGCUCCUCCAGGAGUUUGGGGACCAUCCCAACAUCAUCCGCCUCCUUGACCUGAUGCGGGCAGAGAAUGACAGGGACAUCUACCUGGUGUUGGAGUCUAUGGACACUGACCUGGAUGCCGUCAUCAGGAAGGGUGGGCUGCUGAGGGAUGUCCACAAGCGCUACAUCUUCUACCAGCUCCUGCGGGCCACCAAGUUCAUCCACUCAGGGCAAGUCAUCCACCGGGACCUAAAGCCGUCCAAUGUCCUCCUGGACGCCAGCUGUGUGGUGAAGCUCUGUGACUUCGGCCUGGCCCGCUCUCUGAGUAACCUCCCUGAGGGGCCCGAGGGCCAGCCCCUGACCCAGUACGUAGCCACACGCUGGUACCGAGCUCCGGAGGUGCUACUGUCCUCAAGCUGGUACACCCCUGGGGUGGACAUGUGGAGCCUGGGCUGCAUCCUGGGGGAGAUGCUUCGAGGGCAGCCCCUAUUCCAGGGGACGUCCACACUCCACCAGCUGGAGCUGAUCCUGGAGACCAUCCCGCCUCCAUCCGAGGGGGACCUCCUGGCCCUCGGCUCAGGCUACAGCACCUCCAUUCUGCAUGGCCUGGGGUCCCGGCCACGGCAGACGCUAGACGCCAUCCUGCCUCCAGACACACCCCCAGAGGCCCUGGACCUCCUCAGGCUACUCCUGGUGUUUGCCCCUGACAAGCGGCUCAGCGCAGCCCAGGCACUGCAGCACCCCUAUGUGCAGAGGUUCCACUGCCCUGGCCGAGAGAGGACUCGGGAGGCGGAUGCGCGGCUCCCAGUGCACGAAGGAGUCCAGCUCUCUGCAUCUGAGUAUCGCAACCGCAUCUAUCAGAUCAUCCUGGAACAGAGAGGCAACAGUCACGUCCGGAAAGAGGAGGGCUUGGGGGGCGCCCCUCUGCGAACGGAGCCCAGGGCCUCUGGGCCCCAGGUGCAGCCACUCAAGCUCAGAGCUGGCACCCAGCUCCUCUCAAGGGCGCCUGCACAGAACCCCGGACUCAGGCCUCAGAAUAGCGCCGGUCCUGAUCUGGAGCAUGAUGCCCCAAGUGCAUCGAGGAACAUUUACAGGCAGAACUCGGCCCCCCUGCCCCAACCUGCGACCCCUGGGAUAGAGGCAGAACCCCCUUCGGCACCCUCUCGGGUGAAACCCAACGUGAGAGGGGCGGUGCCUUCCCUGACCUCGCAGGCUGCGGCCCAGGUAGCCAACCAAGCCCUGAUCCGCAGUGACUGGACCCGGUCCUGUGGGGUGAGGGCGGCUGGCGUGCCACUGGUCCCUCCACGGCUGCCCCCAGAGCCCCGGCCUGGCCGGAGGAUGUUCAGCUCCUCUGCCUUGCAGGGGGCCCAGGGGGCUGCCCGGGCCACGCUCGGGGGCUACUCCCAAGCCUACGGUACGAUCUGCCACUCAGCACUGGGCCGCCUGCCCCUGCUCCCGGGACCACGAGCGUGAGCUGCUCUACCUGCCUUGGCCCCAGCCGUCUCAGUCCCUUCCCUC
Molecule: messenger RNA, 1683 nt
Organism: Propithecus coquereli (Coquerel's sifaka)
Lineage: Eukaryota; Metazoa; Chordata; Mammalia; Primates; Indriidae
Gene: MAPK15
Product: mitogen-activated protein kinase 15
Exons: 14
Coding region: 1-1638 (545 amino acids)
Biological process (GO): protein phosphorylation; intracellular signal transduction
Cellular component (GO): cytoplasm; nucleus
Molecular function (GO): MAP kinase activity; ATP binding
Source: RefSeq, a predicted model, not a curated record